UAUGAAAGCGGCAUGUCUCCUCUCACCUAAAGGUAUCGACCUGCAAGUGGGACAAGGAUAAUAUCUUGAAAGAUUCCGAAUUUGAACAGACGACAACUCGCAAUGGAGACAAAAUGUCCGUCAACAUACCUCGGGACUAAACGGCAACUGAAAGGCCUAAAACGAGCAUGCUGGGAAUGUAAGAGAGCAGCUUGGACUGACAUCUACAAUCCAGCGGAAGACUGACGGCAUAUAUAAGGCAAGAAGAGGAAAACUCAUGGAAGCUCGAGCCAAACGGACGUCAGUAUCUACUCAGUCUCCAGCAUGAGCCUCCCCACCGGACCGAACCGGCUAGGUCAGGAGAACACAUGCCAAAUGCACAUGGGCGAACGGCUCGGAAAGAUUGAGCAACUGUUUGAAAGAUUCGUCUGUCGCAAGAGCUCGGUUGUCGAUCCUCCAGUCACUCCGUGCAGCCCGACGUUAGUGGACCCUUCCGACACGCAGUCCAAGUUCUCCGCAACCGUAUGUUCGGGCGACGAAAAGAGUAUUUCCUCGAUUGGAGACGGAAUUCUUGGUGCUCAAACGUGGAAGUCUGCGCCUGUUAUCCGGACUUUGCCAAGCAAACCGGAAAGCACACAGCCGUCGAGCGAUGAUGCUACCCACCAAGCAUUGACAGCUCUAUUACCUUCGCAACAUGAUGCUAAUAUCAUAUUCGAAUCUUCCAAUGGAUGGAUGAUCCUGACAGGUAUCUACAAUGCGUCUAAAGACAUCUACGUCAAUAAGGACGAGCAAUCAUACGCGCUGGAUAUGGCUGCAGUAACCCGGGAACGCUCGAUCAUUGUUGCUCGGACACUGCUCCACCUCGCAGUAUGCAUCAACUCACUACCACCCGACUUCCGUCAGUCUCGACUUGAGAACAUAUGGUCUCUGGAUGCUACGAUGCAGAACUACGUCAACACUGUCAAUUCGUUGGUCACAAAUGCGGACGAGAAUAUGCUCACACUCCAUGGCCUCGAGUGUCUGAUGCUGCUCGCCGUCUACCACAUGAACAGCGCGAACCUGCGUCAGGCCUGGCUGGUUGUUCGGCGGGCUAUGAACUUGGCGCACCUCAUGGGGUUCCACCGGAUCGUGCGACAGCCGGACUUGGACCCCCCAUUGCCAGCGGUCAGCAAUGCGAAAAGCUUGUGGCGGCACUUUGUCCAUCUCGAUCGGUACCUGGGGCUACAUUUGCGGUUACCAUUUGGGGCAGACGAUGUCCACGUCUCGGAUGAUGCUGAUCUACAGCUUGUUCACCGUGCAAGAAUUAACGCACUCAGCCAGGAGAUUGCAGACCUCGACCACGACAUCAACCCACAAUCAUACGCAAAAGCUCUGGCGCUCGACGAGAAACUGGAAUGGAACAUGCGCCAGAUGCCGGCAGAAUUCUGGGACGUACCCAACAUCCCCUCGACAGCACGGUCGCCUGAGUCGUACGCAGCACUGGAGCGACUCAUGGUACAGAUGUGGCACUUUGAGCUGAAGAUCUUCAUUCACCUACCAUACCUCCUGCGGGCCCCUCACGAGAGCCGGUACGAGUUCUCUAAGGUGACGGCGCUACAGGCCAGCCGCAACGUGCUGAUGCGGUGGUUCGCGCUGCGCAACGCCAGCAUCACACAGGCCUGCUGCCGCUUCGGCGAGAUUGGCGUCUUCAUUGCGGCAGUGACGCUCACGCUCGACAUUGUCAUCGAGCUCGCCAUGAAGGAGAAGAGCGAGGUGCAGAAGACAAAAGGCACAGACUUUGCCAUGAUAUGCCGGCUCAUCGGCGAGAUGGAGAAGCUGGCCAAGGAAUCCACGCGCGAGAAGAUUGCGGGCCGCAGCGCCGGCGUGCUCAAGAAGAUGCUGUCCUCGCUGGACCCGAGCAAGCAGGGCGCGGACGGCGCGCGCUUCACGGUUCCGUUCUUCGGCACCAUGGUGCUCGAGUACAGGAAGCUGCCAGUGCGCCCCGGGUUUGAUCUCGACUCGGAGCCGGGCAAGCGGCUGAACGCGACGGGGCACCACCUGCCCGUUUUUUCAUUUGUGAGCAACGCGCUGUGGCCCACAGAGGAGGGCAGCGACGGCCUCGAUUGGGACAUGGUGCUUUUCGACGGGCUGGAGGACCGCGACAUGCAGGGUAACUGGAUGUUCUAGCGGCGACGACAACAACAACAACAACAACAACAAC
This is a messenger RNA of Boeremia exigua, 2179 nucleotides long. RefSeq lists its product as uncharacterized. The transcript has 2 exons. The record is from RefSeq and is a predicted model, not a curated record. Gene Ontology annotation, molecular function: zinc ion binding; DNA binding. Lineage: Eukaryota; Fungi; Ascomycota; Dothideomycetes; Pleosporales; Didymellaceae. Gene Ontology annotation, biological process: DNA-templated transcription. The coding region runs from base 304 to 2145 and encodes 613 amino acids.